CAAAAAUCUCCCGCCAUUUUCAAGUUGUGAAGCCGCAGAGGAGUGGGAACCAGCGGUCUGGUGGAUUUUUGAGCAAUACAACCACUGAUAUCAAGUUCUAACCAUGGACUCCAAGAGAAAGAAGCCCACCCCAGGCCCGAGUGCAAAGAAGCCGCGUUCAUCAGAUUGGGACGAGGAUGAACCGCUGGACUUUGAAGCGCAGCUGGCGAUGAUGGAGGAGAUGGAGCAGGAGGAGACUGGGGCUGGCGGACCUGUAACUGCCAACACCCGUAAGAAGUGGGUCCGUCCACCACCACCCAGCCUCAACCCCAGGACAGACACGAUCAGCUUUCAGCAGAUCGACCUGGACCAUUAUAUAGGUGAACCCAUGCAUGGCAUGCCAGGGUCCAGUGUCGGUCCUGUGCCCAUUGUCCGCAUGUUUGGUGUAACAAUGGAAGGGAACAGUGUGGUGUGCCAUGUGCACGGUUUUUCACCAUACUUCUAUGUGCCUGCCAAACCAGACUUCAAGGUUGAGGACUGUGGAAAGUUCCAAGAUGCACUGAACAAGGCUGUCCUGAAUGACAUGAGAUCCAACAAGGACCAAGUGAGGCAGGCAGUCCUGGCAGUAGAGAUGAUGGAGAAGGAGAAUAUGUAUGGUUUCCAUGGCAACCAGAAGUUGUCAUUCCUGCGCAUCACCGUGGCGCUGCCACGUCUGAUCGCCCCGGCCAAGAGACUCCUGGAGCAGGGCUUCUCCUUCCCGGGGUGCGGUCUCCAUGGAUACCAGUCCUUUGAAAGCAAUGUUGACUUCGAAAUCAGGUUCAUGGUUGACACUGAAGUGAUAGGCUGUAACUGGAUAGAACUUCCACCUGGCAAGUACCGAGUGCGAGACCCCAAGUCAAGCAGGAAGUCCCUGGCACAGAUGGAGGUGGAUGUGUCGUGGGAGGAGUUUGUGUCCCACCCUGCGGAGGGGGAGUGGCUAAAGAUUGCUCCACUCCGCGUGCUCAGCUUUGAUAUUGAGUGUGCUGGAAGGAAAGGUGUUUUCCCUGAGCCAGAGAAGGAUUCUGUGAUCCAGAUUGCCAACAUGGUGGUGCGACAGGGCGAGCGAGAACCGUUCAUACGCAACGUUUUCACCCUCAACACCUGCGCCCCUAUUGUGGGGUCAAAGGUCCUGUCCUUCAAGAGGGAAGCAGACAUGUUGGCAGAGUGGUCAGAAUUCAUCCGGGAGGUGGAUCCAGACUUGGUGACAGGAUACAACAUCCAGAACUUUGACUUGCCGUAUCUUAUCAAGAGGGCUGCAACACUGAAGGUGAACAACUUCCCUUUCUUGGGUCGGAUGAAAGGUGUGCGGUCAGUCAUCAAGGACCAGAACAUCCAGUCUAAACAGAUGGGCAAACGGGAGAACAAGUACGUCAACAUGGAGGGCCGAGUCACGUUCGACCUGCUGCAGGUUUUGUUGCGCGACUACAAGCUGCGCUCUUACACGCUGAACGCCGUGUCGUACCACUUCCUGCAGCAGCAGAAGGAAGACGUUCACCACUCCAUCAUCACAGACCUGCAGAAUGGUUCAGAACAGACACGGCGCCGGCUGGCGGUGUACUGCCUGAAGGACGCCCUGCUGCCCCUGCGCCUGUUGGACAAACUCAUGAGCGUCAUCAACUACAUGGAGAUGGCUCGUGUUACCGGCGUACCUCUAACUUACCUCCUCACCCGCGGACAACAGAUCAAGGUCAUGUCACAGCUGCUCAGGAAGGCCAGGGAGCAGGACUUGGUGAUUCCAGCCAUGCAGUCCAGCGUGUCUGAUGAGCAGUAUGAAGGAGCCACUGUCAUCGAGCCAGCCAAGGGGUACUAUGACACUCCCAUAGCAACGUUGGACUUCUCAUCCCUGUACCCUUCCAUCAUGAUGGCCCAUAACCUGUGUUACACCACCCUCCUCAGCACCCCCAGCAGUAGGGCAAACCUGAGCCCCGACCAGUUCAUCAAGACUCCCUCUGGGAACUUCUUUGUCAAGAAGACGCUGCGGAAGGGUCUGCUGCCGGAGAUUCUGGAGAACCUGCUGUCUGCAAGGAAGAAGGCCAAAGCUGACCUGAAGAAAGAGACUGACCCCUUCCGUAAGUCUGUGCUGGACGGCCGGCAGCUGGCCCUGAAGAUCAGUGCUAACUCUGUGUACGGGUUCACAGGAGCACAGGUCGGCAAGCUGCCCUGUCUGGAGAUAUCUCAGAGUGUGACAGCUUUCGGCAGGACCAUGAUUGAACAGACCAGACAGUUUGUGGAGGACACAUACAAGAUAGCAUUGGGGCACAAACAUGAUGCUAAGGUUAUCUAUGGUGACACAGACUCCGUAAUGGUAAAGUUUGGAGUGGACACUGUGGCAGAAGCCAUGGAACUGGGGAAGGAGGCGGCACAGGCUGUGUCAGCAAAAUUCCCCCAUCCUGUCAAACUGGAGUUUGAAAAGGUAUAUUUCCCCUAUCUGCUGAUCAACAAGAAGCGUUAUGCUGGGCUGUACUUCACUCGCCCUGAGGUCCACGACAAGAUGGACUGUAAGGGCAUCGAGACUGUGCGCCGGGACAACUGCCCCCUAGUGGCUCACCUCAUAAACACAUGUCUGCAGAAACUCCUUAUCUACAGGGAUCCCCAGGGUGCUAUUGACCACGCUAAACAGGUGAUCUCUGACCUGCUGUGUAACCGUGUGGACAUCUCCCAGCUGGUCAUCACCAAGGAGCUGACCAAGGAAGGGGACGAGUACGCAGCUAAACAGGCUCAUGUGGAGCUGGCAGAAAGGAUGAGGAAGAGAGAUGCAGGGAGCGCUCCCAAUUUGGGCGACCGAGUUCCGUAUGUCAUCAUCGCUGCAGCCAAGGGCACAGCAGCAUACAUGAAGUCUGAGGACCCCAUUUAUGUGCUAGAGAACAACAUCCCCAUCGACACCAAGUACUACCUGGACCAGCAGCUCUCCAAACCUCUCCUCCGCAUCUUUGAACCAAUCCUGGGGGAGUCCAAGGCCACCUCUGUACUACUCAAGGGGGAACACACCCUGAGCAAGACUGUCGUUUCGUCAAAGAUCAGCGCUCUUGCUGGCUUCGUGAAAAAACGAAGCACCUGUAUCGGCUGUAAGACUGUUCUACAGAAGGAAGGGACAGCCGUCUGCAAGUAUUGUAAGGACAAGGAGUCAGAGAUCUACCAGAAGGAGAUAAUGCAGCUGAAUGCACUGGAGGAGAAGUUCUCUCGUCUGUGGACCCAGUGCCAGCGGUGCCAGGGUAGUCUGCAUGAGGAUGUCCUCUGUACCAGCCGAGACUGUCCCAUUUUCUACAUGAGGAAGAAAGUUCAGAAGGACCUGGCCGAUCAGGACAAGAUCAUACACAGGUUUGGUGCCCCCACUUGGUAAAAUGGAAUAAUCCAGCAUUGUCUCACUGGCCCAUUGGUGGGCCGAUGUAGGUAAAGAUUAGAUCCUGAUCAUGAAUGGUAAACUGGAAUGCCCAAGUUUAACUUGGCACAUCCUUGUAAUAGAUCCGAUAAACAUUGUUGUUGGGGAAAGUUUAUACUAACAUGUAAUUAGAGCAUCUUUAUGAAUGUUAAUAAGAGUUAUUUUCAUUACGACAGAAAUAUGAAUAUAAGUAGACAUGAAUUCUAAGAGUCUAUGAACCAUAUUUCUUACCAGUGUGCCAAACAUACCCAGGCACAAUGUAGAAAACCUAUCACUGAGAAGAAAACCUAUUUACUCUAUCAAUCUUGAUCUAUGAAUUACUGUAGAAAAAUAACUGUUUGGAUGAUUUGAAGAGUAAAACUGUGUAACAAUCUUAAUGAAUAUAACAUUGUUGGCAGGGUUAGGUGAUCAUUUUACAAAUGUAAGAUUAAUUAAAAACAGCUAAAACUUACAACAUUCCAUAAUCAAUAUGUGGCUCAUUCCAAUCUGUUGUGGCAGUGGAGAUUAAAAUGAUGCUUGGCAAGAAACAGAUUAUGUAGAAAUAAGUUCCUACACCACAUUAUGUUGUAUGCUCUGAAAGGGGUGUUGGAAUAAAAAAAAAUGUGACUGUAAA
Branchiostoma belcheri (Belcher's lancelet) is the source of this 4010-nucleotide messenger RNA. RefSeq names its product DNA polymerase delta catalytic subunit-like. The coding region runs from base 104 to 3358 and encodes 1084 amino acids. Gene Ontology annotation, biological process: DNA replication proofreading; nucleotide-excision repair, DNA gap filling; DNA-templated DNA replication. The transcript has 25 exons. Gene Ontology annotation, molecular function: DNA binding; 3'-5'-DNA exonuclease activity; DNA-directed DNA polymerase activity. Gene Ontology annotation, cellular component: delta DNA polymerase complex. Lineage: Eukaryota; Metazoa; Chordata; Leptocardii; Amphioxiformes; Branchiostomatidae. The record is from RefSeq and is a predicted model, not a curated record.